AACUUUUAACUUGUAUAUUUAUUGUAUAUAAGCAAGGGGAAACAAAGAACUUGCUUAUAUAUUUGCAGGAUCCUCCAUUUUUAUUUCAGCAAACUCUGAAAGUACAGCCUCCCCCCGGCCUUCCUUCCCGUACUUUCCCUCUUCACAGCAUGAAGAUGAAGAAUCCAUACGCAUAUGGGGAGGAAGUUCUGAGGUGCCCUUUCCACCCCAAGGAAUUGGUCAUCGGAAUCUGUGCUCUUUGUUUGAGGGAGAGGCUUCUCAUUCUCGCAUCCAAACAGGGGAUGAACCAGACGCCAUCUUCACCGCGCAGAGGUUCGUCUAUGAAGUUCCUGAGAAAGCCAUCCUUGUAUUCCUUUCCCAAGGUCUCCACAUUGGGCUCCAUGCUUCACCGCCUCGAAUUCCUGCCCCGCCGGAAAUCUGAUGCCACUGACCUCGAUGCGGCCUCCACCAGUCUUGAAGAUUCUUUUAUAUCUAUCAAGUUCGAGGACAAUGGCAGCACAUCAUGGGAAAAUGGAGCAACCAAGCAGUUCCCUUGGGAAUCAGUUGAUUUCUUCAGCAAACAAGAUCCAGACACGAACUCCAAGACUGUGGUGGAGCACGCGCAGCCACGAGGGGGCUUGAGGUGGCGGAAGAAGAUGGGCUACCUCUUCCAUCUUGUCAGGUGGAAGAGGUCAUCCAACAAGGGAAGCAACUCUCACAUGGCUGCCAAAUCAGAAGCAGCAAACGCCAAGAGAAACUGGCUAAGAACACUCUCAAUAAGGAGAAGUUCUGCAGACUAAUUAAGCAGAAAAGCACAGGAAAAUGAAAAAGCAGGAGAAAGUCAUAACAGAUUUGGUUUCUGGCCCCAUGAGAAAUCAAAAACCAUAUGAUAAUGCAUCUUACUCGUUGGGUGUAAAGCAAUUUGCUGUAUAAUUGAGUCUGGGGGAUUGAAAAGAGGAUCGUCUUUCCAAUUAGCUUCUUUUUCCCUUUUUUGACUUUGAUUCUGUACAUGUAUACAGUGUGCCCAUGUUCUGCAGUAGGAUGGGCAGACAAGAAAGGGGCCAAAUAGUCUGAAAAGACAGGGAUGGGCCUCAACCAGCUUUGUUCUGUAUGAAGUCAAGAUGAUCUGGACAUCAUUUUUUUUUGUUCUUUAGCUGGAGAUAAGAGUGUGGUGAUUUUUAGGCUAACGGACUCAGUUCUGCGGUAAAUUUUGUACGAAACUCCUCUUUAAAUUUGUUGCCUUUUUCCCUUUUUUUUGUGUUGGGAUAGUGGGGUGACGCCAUGAGUGGCUUUAAGUUGAUCAGUUCCUUCUGCCUUCCUCUGUUACUGAGCUCUCCCCAAGUUAAAGAUUUGCGGUAGUUAAAGUGUUAAACUUAUUACGUCUCUUCAAGUUAAUGAUAUAUAGUUGCUAUAA
This is a messenger RNA of Nymphaea colorata (pocket water lily), 1393 nucleotides long. RefSeq lists its product as uncharacterized. The coding region runs from base 150 to 779 and encodes 209 amino acids. The transcript has 2 exons. The record is from RefSeq and is a predicted model, not a curated record. NCBI's taxonomy places the organism in Eukaryota, Viridiplantae, Streptophyta, Magnoliopsida, Nymphaeales, Nymphaeaceae.